AUGAUCGCUUUAGCAGCUGUCAUUUGUGCAUGUUUACCAAUCUAUAUAUUGAUAAACUAUGGACCAGUAAAUAAUUUACGUCCGUGUAUGGUCACGACAGAUAUUGGCUAUAUCGUUGGAGCUGUAACUACAUAUAUGUUUUUAUUUACAAUUCCUACUCUCUCAAUGGGUAUACUAAGCUGGCUAACUGUGAGACGCUUACGACAAAAUGCCAGAAAAGUUGGACGUGACAAAAUAUGUGUUACUGGGAAAGAUGCUCAACUAAUCGGCAUGCUUACCGCACAAGUGGUACUCUAUUUCAUCACAAAUAUGCCUUUUAUAAGUCUAGUACUCUAUGGAGCAUUCACAGUAAAUGUUUCACAGUCGGUAUAUGAAAUUGCGGUGGUGAAUUUUGCAAAUGCACUCUUUACAAAUUUAUUUUCCUAUUGCUACAAUGCCUGGCCGUUUUUGUUUAUACGCUCACUGCACCAAGUUUUCGCCGCGAGCUACUUGCAAUAUUCACAUCAUCACGCAUGCUACGCCAAACGCUGCCAAACACAAAACAGUCAAAUAGAGAUCAUGCUCUACGUAUUGCACCAAUGGCCAACUGAAACGAACGGCAAUUGA
Molecule: messenger RNA, 606 nt
Organism: Adineta ricciae
Lineage: Eukaryota; Metazoa; Rotifera; Eurotatoria; Adinetida; Adinetidae
Source: the annotation of a GenBank genome assembly